Messenger RNA from Staurois parvus, 3614 nucleotides. NCBI's taxonomy places the organism in Eukaryota, Metazoa, Chordata, Amphibia, Anura, Ranidae. The record is from the annotation of a GenBank genome assembly.
GGAAAAAAGCCAAAGGCAAGGCUCCCCUUCCUCCUGGGGACACGAGGCACUCUGACAGCCUGCCAUCGAUUGAUUCUGCGGACACCAUCCAGUAUAACAUGGAUCAGAAGGAGAAUAUAAUUGACAGAGACAUCGAACUCAAUGUAGUUCUUCCAGGUGACAGGGUUACCUCCACCACAGUGAAUGGCAGCAAACCCAUGAUGGACCUGCUGGUAUUCCUUUGUGGACAGUAUCAUCUGAACCCAUCCACCUACACGAUAGAACUGCUCUCAUCAGAUAAAAACCUGCUCAAGUUUAAACCGAACACACCAAUUGGAAUGCUGGAGGUAGAUAAAGUUAUCCUGAAAUCUAAAAAUCUGGAGGACAGACAAAAAAAAAAAACCUGGCCCAACUAUGCCAGAGCAAACUGUUCGAGUUGUCAUCAACUAUAAGAGAACACAGAAGACGGUGAUGAGAGUUAGUCCUUUUGUUCCAUUGCAAGAAAUCAUUCCCUCUAUUUGCAGUAAAUGUGAAUUUGAUCCUGAGACUACAAUACUCCUACAUGAUUACUACUCACAGAAACCUCUUGACAUCACAAAGUCUCUCAAUGACCUUGGUUUGAGGGAACUCUAUGCUUUGGAUCAGAGCAAAGCUACAUCUCCUACAGAAAUCAGACUGCCACCUUUACAAGAGUCUUGUCAGAAUGUGGAGAUAAAGCAGAAUGAUGACAAACGGUUCUUUAAUUUUUUCCGGAGAAGCACCAAAAAAAAGAGGGAUCAGACCUCCAGUGCUCCAGCCACUCCAGUGCUCAAUAAACCAAGGCCACCACAUGCUGUGAGAGCAAACACUGUUAUUAAGUCCUAUGACUCCAACACGGUGCCUUCUGAUGUACCAAAGAAACGGAGAGCUCCGCUGCCGCCUAUGCACCCCCUUCAGAACAAGGCUAUACCCCGCGGACAGUUCCGUACCUCCUCUUGUGUUGUCAAGUCUGUCAGUGUGGAUGAAUCAGAAAAAUGUGUUUCAGGAUUUGAUCGAUCAAGAACUAGCUCUUUUCAGCACAGUGGGACAUCAUCCUUUAAUUCUUCUAUAAGAAGAACAAAACGCAAAGCCCCAUUGCCACCAGCUCCACUGACCCAGCCACUGCAGGCCAGUGAUGAGAAUAGCAAUGAAAUCGUACAUGCUUCAGAAGAAAUGAAUGAUGUCAAAGUAGAAAGUGACGAAAGAAACCUUGAUGGCGAUGCUCCAGAAGCAGAUGUAGUUCUUGAGUCAGACCAGCAGAAGAUGGAGGAGAAGAAUGAGUCAGAUGUCUCUCUGAAGUCAGAGGAGAAUACCUAUUUAAAAGAAGAAGUCAAAGGCUCUGGGAAAGAAGAAAUAAGUACAUCUUCAGCUGAAGAACAGGGUGUGGAAACGCUGGUCACAAAUGAAAUUGCAGGUCCAGAAAUGCACAGUUCUUCUAUGGUUUCCUAUGUAGAAAAUCUCUCCAAGAUUUCAGAAGAUGAGAUAAUCACAGAUGGCACGUCAAGCCUUUUGUCAAGAGAUGAUGCAGUGAUGGAAAAUACAACUCUUGAAUAUGAUAAGAUUGGUGAGCGUGAAAAUAGAACUUCAACCCCAACUGCAGAGCUAGAGAACCAUCAAAUAAUUACAACAAAAUCUGUAGUUAUGGAGCAGGGUUCCCAAACUGUACCCUCUGAUCAACACACCAAAGUUACAAAUAUUGUUUUUCACGAUUACCGCCACAUUAUAGAGAAUGAAACACAUGAGGAUCUUAAAAUUACCAACACAGAAAAGGGAAAAAUGCAGGAUUCAGCUGUCCAGACAAUGCAGGAUUCAGCUGUGCAGACUGUUAACUUUGACAAUGAUGCAGAGGAGUUUUUACAUUCUCGGGAAUCGACUUACCUGACAACAGUGAGUAGCACGGACAAUGUCCAGCAUAAACUUAAUGGUCACGUAGGUCAGCUAACACAGUUUAAUGGCCAGCAGAUAAUUGCUGGGAAAGAACCAAGUAAGAAGGAAUUUGUUGACAAUCUCAGGGAAAGUAUGCACACGCAGACCAUUGAUGAGAGCACUGUUGAGAGUUCACUGAUUUCACAAUCAAAAACAUUCCCAUUUUAUAGACAGCACUCUGAUCCCAAGCCUUCUAAUGAAAUCACCAGAGACUACCUUCCUAAGAUCGGAAUGACCACUUACAAAAUUGUUCCUCAGAGAUCAUUUGAUGUAGAGCAAUACAUGGAAUCUGAAAGUCCACAGGAUGUCCAUAAUGUUGAGUACAGAUCAAUGAAUGAACAUGUGAUAAGUCAUCAUGUUACAAAUAGCAAUAAUACAUCAUCUGUAAGCGAAAAACACACGCUUUUGUCAGAAAUAAACAAUGGACACCAUUCACCAGAAGGGUCAACUACAUACUCUUUCAGUACUGCUUCAAAAACUGUUCCUGAGCCAAGUCAAAGAGACCAUCUAGCCUUAUCUAGAAGUGUAUCUGCAGCACCUCUCUUAAACACAAAUAAAGUUGCUCCUGAGGUCAAACCGAAGCAGAAACCCACAAGCCCAGUCAAAGGUCCAAGCUCCUUUUACUUACAAAUGCAGAGAAGAGCAUCCAGUAUGUAUGUCACAUCUGCAAUUGCCAAGACAAAGACUUCUGCUGGUGUGCCGAACAGCAUGGCUAAACCUAAAGAUCUAAGCAGUGAAGCUUCUCAGAUUACCAUUAAAACACUUCCCUCUAGAAUUAAUGUAGUAAAUGUGUCUUCCAAUUUAGAGGAAAAGUUGCCUGGAGAUAGAUCAGAAUUACCAGGAAGACCUUAUGAGGUAAAAAAUGGGGGUCUUGGAUCAAUCAAUGAAGUAAAUUUGGAAACUGAAAACAUCUGCACUUCAUAUUCUUCCCUUGAAAGCCAUGUCAAACCAGUACUAAGUGACACAUCUUCUAUCGGUGUGUUAGUAGAACACAAAAAGCAUGUGUCGUUCAAAGAACCUAUCCAGAAUGCUGACUUAGAACCACCUCUGCAAGUGAAGUUUUCUGAAUACACCAGUACCUUACCAGAAAUCUACAGUGUUGACAGACCAACUGCCCAAUGGGAUUAUAAACCUGAAGUUCUUUCAACAACAUCACAUAGCAAACUGACCAGAACUUUGAGUUCUCCAACUGGCCAGUCUGCUCCAUUGAGUUUGCAGAAGUUAAGUACUUUUGUCACUCCCAAGCCUUUUACAAGUACAAAUUCCAAUCUUCCUUUUACAUCAUCAGUUAAAAGAUCUCAGUCGUUCAGUUCUAGUAUCUCGCCUGUCAAACAGCCAUUGAAUGUGGAUGCUCCCAUUGGUUGGUCAUCAGUCACUUCACCAGUUGAAUUCAACAAAGAUUCCAUGGUCUUCACUGAGCGUUCAGAGGAAAUCAUAGAAAAAAUGAGAAACUAACCCCUGAACUAAAAUACAGAGUGCAUAGUCCACCUCCUGUUCCCGAAAAAAAGACCACAGUUUCUUUUCCAAGCUCUGACCCAGAACAGCUCCGCCAAAACAUUCUGUCUGCCAUUCGCUCCGGAGAGGCAGCUGCCAAGCUGAGAAGGAUCACUAUCCGCUCUAACACCAUUUCCAUUAAUGGAAAAUCUCGAAUCAGCCAUCCAGCUUUCUCACAAACAUUACCCGAAAACUAG